Gloeophyllum trabeum ATCC 11539 is the source of this 933-nucleotide messenger RNA. RefSeq names its product alpha/beta-hydrolase. Lineage: Eukaryota; Fungi; Basidiomycota; Agaricomycetes; Gloeophyllales; Gloeophyllaceae. The record is from RefSeq and is a predicted model, not a curated record. Gene Ontology annotation, molecular function: hydrolase activity. Bases 56 to 772 code for a protein of 238 amino acids. The transcript is spliced from 3 exons.
GCUGCGUUUGCUCUCGCCACCAAGGUCCGAGGCAGCCCUACUCACUUGUAACCUGAUGGACUCUGCUCGGUUGGAGCCAUGGAAAAACAAGCUCAUAGAGCUUCCCUCUCGGCUCUCCCUGGAAGUCGACAUCAUUUUUCCCUCUGAAGGUGAAGCUGGCCCUACCAAGUUAGCUGUAUGUCUCCAUCCUUGGUCCUGGCUCGGCGGAAGGAAGGAAGACCCGACCUUGAUGUGUCUGCAGAGAGUCUUCCUCAGAGCUGGGUACUGCGUGGUGAGAUACAACUCUCGGGGGGUGGGCAAAUCCUCAGGGUGGCCGUCUCUCACCGGCGCCAGCGAGGCCCAGGACCUGAAGGACCUUGUGCAGUGGUUGACAGGGAGGUCGCCCAAUGUAGAACAUGUGCUGAUCGCCGGGUAUUCACACGGUUCUCUCAUCGCAUCCCUGCACCCUGUGCUUCCUCCACCCAUCAAGACACACCACCUCAUUCUCUCGUAUCCGCUCGGGCCGAGAGGCUGGCUCACAGCCUUCAGGACGGGGACAUACACCAAAGCAUUAGCAACACUCGUGCAGGACCCCGCCGCGGACGUUCUUAUUGUCUACGGUACUAGAGACGAGUUUACUGGUAUCGGCAAGUAUGAUGCAUGGGCACAGACGCUCAUGCAUGAGCGGCGGGCUGUUGCUCUGAGAAUUGAACGGGUGGAAGGAGCGACGCAUUUCUGGUUCAACCAUCAACAGGAGCUGGAGAGCAUUGUGCGAAGUUGGCUGCAGUCGUAAGCUGCUCGAAGUGCCGUGCGGAAGCAUUUGUUCUCAGUUGACGUACGCUGAAGUGCCGCCCGUGGCGAUGGGCAUGUAAAUUUUUGGUUUUAUCCCCGUAUGAUGUCCUCAUCAUGAUGUCUCCGGAAGGCAACUCCUACUCAAUGCUAGGUUCUGUGUCC